Molecule: messenger RNA, 834 nt
Organism: Brenthis ino (lesser marbled fritillary)
Lineage: Eukaryota; Metazoa; Arthropoda; Insecta; Lepidoptera; Nymphalidae
Source: the annotation of a GenBank genome assembly
AUGUGGCGGGUUCUUGUACCCCCUGAGCCUAAAGAAGUUCGAAAUGAAAUUAUACUUAUUACUGGAGCAGGUCAUGGUAUGGGUCGGGAGAUGGCUCUCCGUUUUGCCAGACUCGGAGGAACCAUGGUAUGUGUGGAUAUUAAUGAAAACGGGAACGAAGAAACUGCAAAGAUGAUAAAGCAAGAAAAAGGGAGAGUUCAUACUUACGUAUGCGACGUAACAGACCGCGCAGCAGUAAUGCAGAUGGCUGAAAAAGUAAAACGUGAAGUUGGAGACGUAUCCAUACUCGUCAACAACGCAGGCAUAAUGCCUUGCAAUCCUGUCCUGAAACAAACUGAGCAGGAAAUCAAACUGAUGAACGAUAUCAAUAUUAAUGGUAACCUUUGGACAAUCCAAGCCUUCCUCCCAGCGAUGAUGUCGCGUAACCACGGGCACAUAGUCGCCAUGUCGUCAAUGGCGGGUCUGAUGGGUCUUCGCAACCUCGUCCCGUAUUGCGGCUCUAAGUACGCAGUAAGAGGGAUCAUGGAAGCUUUAGCUAUAGAAAUGAGAGACGAUCCUAGACAUCUGACUGGGAUCAAAUUUACGACUAUCUGCCCCUACAUAGUAGACACUGGUUUGUGCAAGAAGCCACGCAUACGCUUCGAGAGUCUAAUGAAAGUGGUAGACGCGGGUGAGGCGGCGGACAUGAUCGUCAACGCUGUGAGACGGGACAUAGUUGAAAUCACUAUACCACCUGAGCUACAUUUUAUGAAUAGAUAUAUCUACCGCCUAAUACCUUUCCCAGCAGCGUGCGCCUGGAACGAGUUCUUCAACACCGGUGUCGAUGCACACAAU